Henningerozyma blattae CBS 6284 is the source of this 1491-nucleotide messenger RNA. It is a transcript of the gene NSA1, whose product is annotated as ribosome biosynthesis protein NSA1. Gene Ontology annotation, biological process: ribosomal large subunit biogenesis. Bases 1 to 1491 code for a protein of 496 amino acids. The record is from RefSeq and is a predicted model, not a curated record. NCBI's taxonomy places the organism in Eukaryota, Fungi, Ascomycota, Saccharomycetes, Saccharomycetales, Saccharomycetaceae. Gene Ontology annotation, molecular function: protein binding. Gene Ontology annotation, cellular component: preribosome, large subunit precursor; nucleolus. The transcript has a single exon.
AUGAAAUUUCUCGUUAGUUGUGUUGAUAACGGUUCAAUCAAAGAAGUCAUCUGUAAUAGAGGAUGUGAUACUUCUAUUGUAACAGCUCCUCAGCCGCUUUUCAAAAAAACUUCUCUGUCAGAAGGAUUAAAUAAUCAUAUUGAAAAAUUCUGUAUCGUCAAUAAAAAUUUGAUAUUGGCUGCUAGAAGUACUGGUGUCAUUGAGUUAUUAAAAAUCACUCAAGAUUUACCAACGGAAGAAGAUUUAAAAUUUAUUAAUUCUUCUGCUAUCAUUAAAGAUAUACCAACAAAACCCAUCACACAAACAGAAAAAAAUAAUGAGCAAAUGAACUCUAUACCUAUACUAGACGACUCUACAAAAGAAAAUCUAUUGAGCUUAUUUGAUAUAUCUAGUUUUGAAGUCUUAGAUAUUGUCUCUGGUUUAAUUGAUCAUAAAUUAUUAGAACCUCUAUAUGCCAAAUCUAAAAAGAGAACCAAAUUACUGGACGGGUUUGUAAAUUUAUCUCUUCUACCUAACUGUUCAAACAUGCUUGUAGCUGUAACUAAAUCUGGUAUGAUUCAUUUCUUGGAAAUCGAAGACAAUUUGGAAAAAUUGAAGAUCGUGAAUUCCUUAAAUGUUAAGGCUCCUUUAGAAUUUGCACAAUUUUAUGACAAUGAUAUCAAUAAUGAUUAUAAAGAUGGAUAUAUAAUGGCAUAUGGUGGUGAAGAAAAUUUGGUUAAAUUGAUUAAGAUUAAUAAAGAUCUAGGAGAGUUACAUCAAAUCUGGGAAGCUAAAAAUAUUAAAAAUGAUCGUUUAGAUUUAAGGGUACCAGUAUGGCCAAUGGCUUUAAAAUUCUUGAAUAAAUCUGAGACAAUAGAUAGUAAAGCGAAAACUUCCAACAAUGGACCAAAUUUAAAAUUCAUUUCAAUUACUCGUUAUUCACAUUUACUUAAAUAUGAUACAAAUCAUGGUCGUAAACCGUUUGAGUGUUUAGAUUUGCUACCAGAUAGGGAACCUUUAACUCAAUUAGAAACAUGCAGUGAUUCAGAGGAUUUCAAAUUGACCACCUUAGGUAAUAUCAAUUCCGAUGAUUUUAAUAAUUUUACUAUUUUUUCAACUGAUUUGAAAAGAAAUAUUUAUAAAUUUUCAUCUUUAAAUGGUCGUUUAUUGGGAAAAUUUGGUAAAAAAGAUAUUACUGGUUAUUCAACUAACAUAUCAAUUAAUAAUAAUAAAUAUUUAUUGCAAGGUGGCAUGGAUAGAUAUUUACGAGUCUAUGAUAUUUCUACUGGAAAAGUAAUAGUAAAGAUUUAUAUGAAUAGUAAAAUUAACUCAAUUAUAAUGCUGGAUGAUAGUGAAAUUGAAUUGCCGUUAUCUAAAGAAGAAGAGGAAAAACUUAAAAAAACCAAGACCAAAAAUUCAACGAAAAGAAAGCUAAGUCCAGAGGAAGAUGAAGAAGAUGUAGAAGAUUUAUGGAAAACAUUAGAUUUGGCAAAUAAGAAGAAAAAAGCUUAA